This is a messenger RNA of Adineta ricciae, 244 nucleotides long. NCBI's taxonomy places the organism in Eukaryota, Metazoa, Rotifera, Eurotatoria, Adinetida, Adinetidae. The record is from the annotation of a GenBank genome assembly.
AUGCAUUUAGCUAGAGAACGUUCAUUAGCUGAUGCAAAUAAAUAUCCUGCAUCACUUCAAUUUUGGGUAUAUGAACUUAAUAUACGACGAGUACAUAACAUCAAUUUUGAUAAAUGGCAUUUACGUGGUUUCGUUCAUAUAUUUUCCAAAAUGAUAAAAAAUAAUGUCGAUAUUAUAUCUGAAAAAGCUAUACUAGAAAUUUUAAAAGCACUUAAUGAUGAACUUGCAAAUGGUAGUAGUAAUG